Molecule: messenger RNA, 2527 nt
Organism: Brachypodium distachyon (stiff brome)
Lineage: Eukaryota; Viridiplantae; Streptophyta; Magnoliopsida; Poales; Poaceae
Product: nucleobase-ascorbate transporter 3
Exons: 15
Coding region: 537-2207 (556 amino acids)
Biological process (GO): transmembrane transport
Cellular component (GO): plasma membrane; plasmodesma
Molecular function (GO): transmembrane transporter activity
Source: RefSeq, a predicted model, not a curated record
CAAUGCCAUCCUCCCUCCCCAUCUACCUAGAUCCAUCCAAACCUCCAAGCUCCAGUCGGUGCCUCAGUGGCCACACACACCCAUCGUUUUCACAAGUUCUUUCUAUCCCUGUCUCUCCCCAAGUCAGUGUGAAUGAUUUAGUGGAGUGCUGAGGAAGAAAUUAGCGUGGCCAUAAUAAAGGUUGUCAAUUCUCCAAGCUUGCACAAGCCUUUUCUCUCCUCCUUCUUUGCCGCAAGAUUACAAAACCUUGUGUUUGUCCUGUUGCCGCCGCUGCCGCUGGCGCUCCUCGCGACUCCAGAGAGGCCGUAGAAAGCAGAUAAGUAGAAACGGAAAGAGAAAGAAAUAAAUAAAGGGUCAAGGCUUUUGGUAUCCGGAGUACCGAUUGAUUAUCCUUUCUCUGCGCUCCCCCCCCUGGAAAAAAUCUUUGCGCUUUCCUGGAGGUGUGCGGGACGAGAAUCCAGGGCUUCUGAAAUCCCAGUCUGGUCCAAGGAGACAGUUAGAUACAGAGAGGAAGUUCUUGAGUCUUCGUUGCUGAAAUGGGUGAGAUGAACCAGCCGCCGCCACCGCCCGUGGGCGUGCCGCCGCCGAUGGGGAUGCAGCCCAUGAUGAACCCGCCUGUCGGCGCCGGCGCCAUGCACCCGCCGCACGAGCAGUUCCACCAUCUUGCUUACUGUGUCCACUCGAAUCCUUCCUGGGUUCAGGUUGCCGCACUUGCAUUCCUCCACUAUUUAGUGAUGCUGGGCUCAACCGUCAUGCUGGCAUCAAUUAUUGUUCCAGCAAUGGGUGGCUCUCCUGGGGACAAAGCUCGUGUGAUUCAGUCGUUCCUGUUUAUGGGUGGUAUCAACACACUGCUCCAGACACUCAUUGGAACACGGCUUCCAACCGUCAUGAACGCGUCCUUCGCGUUUGUUGUCCCUGUGCUGUCUAUAGCCAGAGAAGUAGGUCAACAAGAUUUCCCAAGUAAUCAACAGAGAUUUGUUCACACAAUAAGAACAGCUCAAGGGGCGCUAAUUGUUGCUUCUGUCCUCAACAUGAUUCUUGGAUACAGCACAGUAUGGGGGGCAUAUGCGAAAAAAUUCAGUCCUGUAAUUAUGACCCCUGUUGUUUGUGUGGUCGGUCUUGGACUAUUUCAACUUGGCUUUCCCCAGGUUGGAAAAUGUGUGGAGAUCGGGUUGCCAAUGCUAAUUCUUGCAGUCGUUGUGCAACAGUAUGUGCCACAUUACUUCAGGCAUUUCCAUGAGCGAACAACAUUCUUGUUCGAGAGGUAUUCGUUGCUUCUUUGUAUCACCAUUGUGUGGGCCUUUGCAGCUAUCAUUACUGCUGCCGGUGCAUACAACCAUGUUUCACUCAAGACACAGCAGCACUGCCGCACUGACAAGUCUUACCUUAUGUCAUCUGCACCAUGGAUCAAAAUUCCAUUACCCUUUCAAUGGGGCACGCCUAUCUUCACUCCAGGUCAUUCAUUCGGAAUGAUGGGUGCUGUACUUGUUUCAGCCUUUGAGUCAACUGGUGCACACUUCGCAACUGCACGUCUAGCUGGUGCUACACCACCCCCAGCUCAUGUUCUUAGUCGAAGUAUUGGUUUGCAGGGCAUUGGGAUGUUCCUGGAAGGAAUCUUUGCCGCUCCGUGUGGUUCAUCUGUAUCAGUGGAAAACAUUGGGCUUCUUGGAUUAACCAAAGUUGGAAGUAGGAGAGUGAUCCAGAUAUCAACUGGAUUUAUGAUAUUCUUCUCCAUAUUUGGAAAGUUUGGUGCGUUCUUUGCAUCAAUUCCAUUGCCAAUCUUUGCAGCAAUUUACUGCAUCUUAUUUGGUAUUGUAGCUGCCGUGGGAAUCUCUUACGGACAAUUUGUAAACAAAAACUCCAUGAGGAACAUCUACAUAAUUGGACUAUCCUUGUUCCUUGGCAUCUCGAUCCCUCAGUACUUCUCUGAAUAUACCGCAUCUGCUGGCAGCGGACCUGCCCGAACAAAUGCAGGAUGGUUCAAUGACAUCAUAAACACGGUGUUUGCUUCUGGCCCAACGGUGGCGCUGAUGGUUGCAUCUCUUCUGGAUAACACACUGGAGGUCAGGGGCCACGAGUCCGACCGAGGGCUCUCAUGGUUCAUGCCAUUCCUGCGGCGUCGGAAAGGGUACUCGGAUCCUAGAAACGAGGAGUUCUACAAGUACCCGAUCAGGGUGCAUAGUUUGAUCCCGAGCCGCUUUCACUGAUUCUGGAGGGGGCUUUGCUGUUACCUUGUGCCGCUGAGCAUGUAAAUCCUUUGUUCUUGUUAGCCUUACUCCUGUGAUCUUUAGUAAUUGGCGCUGUCACAGGUUCGACUUAGCGGGAUAUGGUACAAGAAAGUUUAGGACUUCUGUUUUACUUUUUUUUUUCCUGCCGUUUGGGUUAAGCAUUUGUUGGUUACAUGACAUCGUGAUGUAGAGUCCUAUAUCUGGGUGUAUGUUCUUGGGAAAAAUUGCUAAAUGACAGUACCUUGUUAAUUACCGGGCCAGCGAUGUUUAUGAAUUUUCUGGCAUGCAUUGGUUUACGA